AGAGAACAGAGGAGGAGGUGGAGGAGAGGGCUAGUCAUUCCUCUUCUAUUGGGAUAGGAGGAGAGAGAAAUAGUCUCCCACUCGUUUCACCCAUCGUUAUUCCACCCUCCAUCUCUGUCUGCACCUGCUUUCGUCACGCGAGUGAACAGCACAAGGUUUGGAGAGCCGCAUCUGCAUUCAGGACGCUCACCCCGAGGAGAGAGAGGAGGCUCGGCUGGACGCCCGUGAGAGGAGAGCAUGAAGAAGAGCCGCAGUGUGUUGACAGUGACGCCCAAAGAUGACAGCAAGGAGCCCCCGGCAACCCCCUCCUCCGGGGCCACCCUGGGUGCAGACCUCCGCCGGUGCUGCCGCCGUCACUCAGGCACCCUGGUGCUGCCACCAUUGUCAUGGCGACAGGUGGAGAGGAGUCGGACUCCUGAGGAAGACUACAUGAGCCGGCCGACCUCGCUGACCUUCACCACGACGCCACGCAUAGACAUCACUCCAGUGGCUCCUGACAGUUUGGAGGUGGAGAAUGGCCCGUCUGCGGGCUGCAGUCCGCUGGAUCUGCAGCUGUCCCCUGGCUCAGGCCUGGUGCUGCACCCCAGCAUGGCCGGACACGGUCAGCGGCGUGAAUCCUUCCUCUACCGCUCGGACAGCGACUACGACCUGUCGCCCAAAUCUACCUCCCGCAACUCUUCCAUCGUGGGCGAACUACACGGUGAAGACCUGAUAGUCACGCCUUUUGCUCAGGUGCUUGCCAGUCUGCGCACAGUCAGGAAUAACUUCAGCGUUCUGACCAACGUGCCGUGUCCAUCCAGCAAGAGAUCACCAGUGACGACUCAGCCGCCUUUAACCAGAGCCUCUCUGCCAGACGAGUCCUACCAGAAGUUGGCCGUGGAGACUAUGGAGGAGCUGGACUGGUGCCUGGACCAGCUGGAGACCAUCCAGACGUAUCGCUCGGUCAGUGACAUGGCCUCCACUAAGUUCAAGAGGAUGUUGAACCGUGAGCUGACACACCUGUCGGAGAUGAGCCGCUCAGGCAACCAGGUGUCCGAGUUCAUCUCCAACACAUUCUUAGACAAACAGAAUGAGCUGGAGAUCCCGUCGCCUACUCUGAAGUCUCGAGAAAGGAAGAGGAGGCAGCCCGGGCAGCAGCAGCAGCUCAUGACUCAAAUCAGCGGGGUGAGGAAAGUCACACAUGGCCCAGGCAUCUCCAGCAGCUGCAGCGUGGCCCGGUUCGGCGUCAAGACAGACCUGGAAGACCUGCUUGCCAAGGACUUGGAGAACAUUAACAAGUGGGGUUUGAACAUCUUCAGGAUUGCGGAACAUUCCCAUCAACGUCCACUUACCUGCGUCAUGUAUGCCAUCUUCCAGGAAAGAGACUUGAUGAAGACGUUCAGGAUCCCAAUGGACACUUUUGUGACUUACAUGAUGACCCUUGAAGACCACUAUCACUCAGAUGUGGCCUACCACAAUAGUCUGCAUGCUGCUGAUGUUGCACAAUCCACACACAGCCUGCUGUCCACCCCUGCUCUGGAUGCGGUUUUCACAGACCUAGAGAUUCUGGCAGCCAUCUUUGCAGCAGCUAUCCACGACGUGGACCACCCAGGGGUCUCCAACCAGUUCCUAAUUAAUACCAACUCAGAACUGGCCCUCAUGUACAAUGAUGAAUCCGUUCUUGAGAACCACCACUUGGCUGUUGGCUUCAAGCUCUUGCAAGGGGAGAACUGCGACAUCUUUCAGAACCUUUCAAAGAAGCAGCGGCAGACCCUCAGGAGGAUGGUCAUCGACAUGGUACUAGCGACAGACAUGUCCAAACACAUGAGCUUGCUGGCAGACCUAAAGACAAUGGUAGAGACCAAGAAAGUGACCAGUUCGGGAGUGUUGUUGCUGGACAACUACACAGACAGGAUACAAGUUCUGCGUAACAUGGUCCACUGUGCCGACCUUAGCAAUCCCACCAAGCCUUUGGAUCUCUACCGGCAGUGGACAGACCGGAUCAUGGACGAGUUCUUCCAUCAGGGUGACCGGGAAAGAGAGCGUGGCAUGGAGAUCAGCCCCAUGUGUGACAAGCACACCGCCUCCGUUGAGAAGUCCCAGGUGGGCUUCAUCGACUACAUUGUGCACCCGCUAUGGGAGACCUGGGCUGACCUGGUGCAUCCCGAUGCCCAGGACAUUCUGGACACUCUGGAGGAGAACAGGAACUGGUACCACAGCAUGAUCCCCCAGAGCCCCUCUCCUCCUUUCUUUGAAACCGGGGGCGACGGUGGGGACAAGUUCCAGUUUGAAUUGACUCUGGAAGGUGAUGCAGGGGAGGAGGAGACUCAGCAGGACACUGUUCACCACAAAAGACUCUCAGAGACAGUCAGUGAAGGUCCUUCUUCACCCGCAGAGACGUAGCAGCCCACAGUGACCGCGCUGUAUACGCUUAUACCAUGAAACGGAGAUAACUCCUGCUUAAGAAGCUGCUUGGGAGCUUGACAGGUCCAGGAAACUGACGUGAGGCGUUCUGCUGCUCUGCCGCUCUGCUUUUAUUCUUAGAGCUCAAGCGGAAGGUAGUGGUUUGUUCGGACGUAAGCUGAAUUUUGCAGAACUCACCUACAAAGUUGGACCCGUUCCCCGCAGUUCCAGUCACUCGUGGUUUCCACAGUGUUCCUCCAGCACCUGCUGUAUUGAAAGAAACACAGCCAAACAGAAUUUCAGAUUCUGACACUCGAGUUUGGUGCUGGCACGAGAUGCCACGAAGGAGAACUACUGAUUUACAAAUCAGACGGAUUUACUUUUUUAUACCGCUGAUAUAAUUUUUUAUUUUUUUUUAUACCAGCGUGUAUUUUGUGACUCUCAUAAACACUUGCAUAUAUAUGAAGGACCUGUUUUAUGCUGAAAGCAAAACCGUGGAUUAACCCAAGGUUUCUCAGAGAUAUUUAGAUCAGUCUUCCUUGAUUUGGGGGCAAUAGAACUGUUUAUCCUCAAGCCUGUACAUUAACCUGAUUCAGAUAUUUCUAAUUCACACGAGACAGUAUUUCGUAUUUUGUAACAUCUGGUACAAUGUAUCUGUUGUAAAUAGGAUCCAAAGAACCAGUGAUGAAAGCACUUUAAUGGCGACACUGAAACCACUUUACUAUGGGCAGAUCAGCUGUCCUAGGGCUGAGUAGCCUAACUCCACAUAUAAUGAUUUGGAAUGAUUCUGAAAUGCAGGAGCCCUUUUACGGUAGUCUAGCAGAAGGGUACCAACUAGAGAGGCUAAUGCAACCUUACACAAGGGAGAAACUAGAAAGGCUAAGCCAACAAUUCAAAGAAUAUAAGUGAAAUCUUUCACUGUAACUGGAGCAAACGCUUUAAAAAUAACAGAAUAUUUCCGAGUCAUGCCAACAGCGAGCCUCUCUGUAACAAUCACUGACGUCAAUGCCUUUUGUUUCUCCGCGUGUUAGUGUAGACUCGCUAACACAGGAUGUGGCGUCUGGCCUACACAGCACUCAGUCUUAAAUCAUCGAGUUGAGAGCUACUAAGGCAGGUAGUUUUUCCCUCGUUCCGUACCAGGUUCCUAUAAGGCCACAUGUGCUGUUAUGUUUGCUGUAGCUCCCACAUCUUAUCGGUACGGCCACAUAACAGCUCACCGAAAGCGAAAGACGCUGUGUUUUUUUUAUCUGAGAGUAUGUGAGAAGUGAUAGAAUAAUAUUUUAGCCUUUUUUCUCUCUUUUUUUAAACGACAUUAUGUUUAAAACAACCUCUUUGUUUGUGAACUUGUUUCCUGUUUUCUUUGUAUUGUGCAGGAUGCCGUGAGCACAGUUCACCGAGGCUGUUCUGUAGUCAGAACAUUUCCUACGAUGACAAGAAGCUACUUAAGAAAAAAAAACUACAAACUCAUAUUUUUGUUAUUUGUUAUUUUUGGGUUUUCUUCUUCUUUUUUUUUUGUAUCAUUGCGAUGGCGAUGGUCCUGCACACUGUAGCCUGAGAUUUCCCUGGUGGAAUUAACAUUCGUCGCCAUUGUUAUUGUUCAACCGGUUUUCAGUGAUGCCGUGAUGUACAUGUGUCACUAAGAACCCAUUAAACCUGUACAUUUUGGAAA
This is a messenger RNA of Pygocentrus nattereri (red-bellied piranha), 4051 nucleotides long. RefSeq names its product phosphodiesterase 4B, cAMP-specific b (gene pde4bb). Gene Ontology annotation, cellular component: cytosol; nucleus; perinuclear region of cytoplasm. Gene Ontology annotation, biological process: signal transduction. NCBI's taxonomy places the organism in Eukaryota, Metazoa, Chordata, Actinopteri, Characiformes, Serrasalmidae. Gene Ontology annotation, molecular function: 3',5'-cyclic-AMP phosphodiesterase activity; transmembrane transporter binding. The record is from RefSeq and is a predicted model, not a curated record. The transcript has 17 exons. Bases 238 to 2382 code for a protein of 714 amino acids.